GAGCGAGCGCGCGCAGUCUCUCCCGCGCACAGAGCGACGCGUCGACUAACCGCGCACUCCGGCAACAGCAUAAUAGCGCGGCGCGAUGAAAAGAGCUUAUCAAUGCUAAUGACUCGAAGUGACGGCGAUGGUGUGAAGUCCCGCCCCCCGCUCAUCUCUGCGCACACGUGAGCGCGUACCAUCGAUGCCGCUGCCGCUGCCGUUGCUGGCUCGCUGACUCCCCCCACUACCCCUCCGCCGUCUCCUCCUCCUCCUCCUCCUCGGCUACGCCCGCGUCUUUGAACGUGUGCGCGCCCGCCGCCAGCCGGACUUGCUCUCGAGCAGCGACGAUGUAGUGAUGAGUGGUGAGUGUUGAUGAUGACACGCAGUGCGACGACGUAACGCCAGCGAACAGCGACACGAGUUUCUCUCUCGCGCGCGCGUAUACGCGCCAACCUGAAGCGUCGACCUGCAUGCGUGAGCGCGUGGAGUUUUUCUCUUCUCUCGUUUGAGCUCGUGCUGCAGCGUAACUGCAGACGACCGGUAGUUCUCUCCGUGUGUAUGUACUUAAUGUCGAGAUAACCACGCAUCGAACGAAGAACGUCCGCGGUAUUUAUACACACCGAUAUAUAUAUAUACACACAUACGUAUAAGCCACCCCGGACUCCACGGAGGUUUACUUAUCGACAUUUCCACACACACUCGGCCAACACGAUGAUGUGCCACGGCGCCGCUCUGUCUGUCGCGGGUGUGCUGCUGCUACUGAUAGCAGUCUCGCAGGCGAAGUACCUGAACAUGUUCAAGGCGCAGCACUCGCCCCCGGACCCUUGCUUCGACGAGAAGGACGAGCCGACGCGAUGCAUCGCCGACUUCGUCAACGCCGCCUUCGGCAAGCCCGUGGAGGCGACGAGCACGUGCGGCACGCCCGCCUCGCGCUACUGCUUGCCCGUGAAGCCUGUGCUCAUGAAGGAGACCAACAACCUGGAUCUGAGCGAGGACGUUGUUACUGGAGAGCUGGAGCGUCAGUGCGGCAUCUGCGACGCCGAGCACAGCAAGCGUCGACACCCGUCCGCUUAUCUCACCGACCUCAACAACCCGCAGAACAUCACCUGCUGGAUGUCGGAGCCGAUAGCGCCGUCGAAUCCGACCAACGUCAGCCUGACGCUGUCGCUCGACAAGAAGUUCGAGCUGACCUACGUCAGCCUGCAGUUCUGCUCGCAGCGACCCGACUCGAUGUCCAUCUACAAGAGCGUCGACUACGGCAAGACGUGGAUCCCGUUCCAGUACUACUCGAGCCAGUGCAAGAAGAUGUACGGCAAGCCGACGAAGGCGAUCAUCACCAAGGCCAACGAGCAGGAGGCGCUCUGUCUCGACCCCACCACCAGCGUCGACUCGAUGUUCACGAGCGGUCGCGUCGCCUUCUCGACGCUCGAGGGCCGCCCGUCGGCGUUCGACUUCGACAACAGCCCCGUGCUGCAGGACUGGGUGACGGCCACCGACAUCAAGGUAGUCUUCAACCGACUGUCGGCCUACAGCAGCGAGAACGACUCGAGUCCUGGCGAGAGUUACUUCUACGCCGUGUCCGAUUUCUCCGUCGGCGGCCGCUGCAAGUGCAACGGACACGCGUCCAAGUGCGUCCGAAACCGCGAGGGCAAGCUCGUGUGCGACUGCAAGCACAACACGGCCGGAGCGGAGUGCGAGAGAUGUAAGCCGUUCCACUACGAUCGGCCCUGGGGUCGGGCGACGUCGCUGGAAGGCAACGAAUGCGUCGCGUGCCAGUGCAACCUGCACGCCCGCAGAUGCCGGUUCAACAUGGAGCUGUACAAGCUGUCCGGUCACAAGAGCGGCGGCGUUUGUCUCAACUGUCGCCACAACACCGCUGGGCGGCACUGCCACUACUGCAAGGAAGGAUUCUUCAGAGAUUCAUCGAAACCGAUCAACCACCGGAAGGCAUGCAAACCCUGUGCGUGCCAUCCGUCGAACGUCUGGAAGACAUGCACCACGACUGGGCAGUGUCCGUGCAAGGACGGAGUGACGGGCACUUGUAACCGAUGCGCUAAGGGAUACCAACAGAGCCGCUCGCCAGUGGCGCCAUGCAUCACCGAGAAGCAAUUGCGAGUGUGCGGAAUUAGCAUAUUAGUUGUUAACGAAGGCGUCGUCGGCAGCGACGAGAACAGGUACCGAAUUCAUGACGACGGAGCCGAGCAAGGGUCGCGAACAGACAGACCCACGUACGACAGUAACCGGGCCACGACCAGUAGAGGUAAAUGUGGAAAGUGCAGGGCCAACGCGCGACGAGUCAACCAACGCAAAUACUGCAAGCGGGAUUUCGCACUCUACGCUCACGUGCUGAAGCGAGAGUCGGCGGACAGCCAGUGGGUGCGGUUCACGGCGAACGUCAUGUCCGUGUUUAAGAAGGGCGCCGAUAUCAAGCGAGGCGAGAUGCAGCUGUGGGUGCAGCAGAGCGAUCUCAGCUGCAAAUGUCCGAAGAUCAGAACCAACAGGUAA
Priapulus caudatus is the source of this 2487-nucleotide messenger RNA. Its product is annotated as netrin-1-like. Lineage: Eukaryota; Metazoa; Priapulida; Priapulimorpha; Priapulimorphida; Priapulidae. Gene Ontology annotation, molecular function: protein binding. The record is from RefSeq and is a predicted model, not a curated record.